AUGCCUUUGGAAGCCCGCGUGAAAUCUGUCCUGUCGGGUGACACCGUCGUCCUGUCGCAUGUUACCAAUCCUGGCCAGGAACGUCUUUUGAGUCUUGCAUAUGUCUCAGCACCGAGGCUGCGUAGAGAGGGGGAUGAGCCCUACGCAUUCCAAUCCCGCGAAUUCCUUCGCGAACUCCUCGUCGGCAAGGUCAUCCAGUUCCAGACUCUCUACAGUAUCCCCACUACCAAGCGCGAAUAUGGUACAAUCAAACUGCCCAGUUUCGACGUGACAUUGCCCGAUAUCAGCGUCCAAGAAGGAUGGGUCCGCGUCCGUGAGGAAGCCGGCAAGCGCAGCGACGACACAGAAGAAACCGUGGCGAUGCUCGAGCGCCUCCGUGCAUUGGAAGACCACGCUAGAACUGAAGAAAAGGGCGUGUGGGCUGGAUCGGAAAGCGGCCGUAUCGACACUAGCUACGAGCUCGCAGAUGCCAAGUCCCUCGUGGAGGAAUGGAAGGAUAAACCACUAGAGGGUAUUGUGGAGAGGGUUCUGACUGGAGACCGUGUUGUUCUGCGCCUGCUUCUCUCCUCGGAUGAGCAUCUGCAGGUCAUCGUUGUAGUUGCGGGUGUUAGAGCACCUGCUACUAAGCGGGUUGGCGCAGAUGGCAAGGAACAGCCUGCCGAGCCUUACGGCGAGGAAGCGCACCAGUUUGUUGAAUCCCGACUUCUGCAGCGGAAAGUGCAGGUAUCGCUUUUGGGCGUCACUCCACAAGGUCAAUUGAUUGCGACCGUUCUCCACCCCAAUGGAAAUGUCGCCAAGUUCCUUCUGGAAGCUGGGCUUGCCCGUUGUCAUGAUCACCAUUCUCCUCUUCUUGGCGGCGAGAUGGCUGCCUUCCGCCGCGCAGAGAAAGCGGCCAAGGAUGCUCGCCAGGGCCUGUUCACCAGUCUUGUUGCUCCAAAGGGUCCUGCGGGCGGGGCCGUCGACCAGGAUUAUAUCGUCAUCCGCGUACUGAAUGCGGAUACCCUUUUCAUCAGGAACAAGGCAGGCCAGGAGAAGAAGAUUUCCCUGAGCAGUGUUCGUCAACCAAAGCCAUCUGAUCCUAAGCAGGCACCAUUUGCAGCUGAUGCUAAGGAGUUCCUACGCAAGAGAAUUAUCGGCAAGCAUGUCAAGGUUACUAUUAACGGCAAGAAGCCUGCUACUGAGGGAUACGAGGAAAGAGAGGUGGCUACCGUUGUGCAGGGAAACACUAACGUUGCGCUUGCUCUUGUACAAGCUGGUUAUGCUUCUGUUAUUCGUCAUCGUCAGGAUGAUGAUGACCGAUCCCCCGAAUAUGAUGAUUUGUUGGUUGCUGAAGCCGACGCCCAGAAGGAUGGCAAGGGAAUGUGGUCACCCAAGCCUCCCAAGGUCAAGCAGUACCAGGAUUACUCUGAGAGUCUUCAGAAGGCUAAGAUGGAAGUGUCUAUUCUGCAACGUCAAAAGCGUGUGCCUGCUAUUGUUGACUUUGUCAAGUCCGGGUCCCGCUUCACUGUUCUGGUUCCCCGUGAGAACGCCAAGUUGACCCUAGUUUUGUCUGGUAUUCGUGCUCCUCGAUCGGCACGUAACCCGGGCGAGGCCUCGGAGCCGUUUGGCCAGGAGGCUCACGACUUGGCGAACCGACGCUGUAUGCAACGCGAUGUUGAAAUCGAUGUCGAGACCAUCGACAAGGUGGGUGGUUUCAUCGGUACCCUGUAUGUGAACAAGGAGAACUUUACCAAGAUUCUGCUCGAGGAAGGCUUUGCUACUGUGCACGCUUAUUCAGCCGAGCAGUCGGGCCACGCAACGGAGUAUUUUGCGGCCGAACAACGCGCAAAGGAAGCCCGUAAAGGCCUCUGGCAUGAUUGGGAUCCUAGCAAGGAAGCGGAGGAGGAGGUGGCGGAGGAGGCUGCUAAUGGCAGUGCCGCUGAGACUGAGGCUGCUCCUCGCCGCAAGGACUACCGCGAUGUCAUGGUUACCUACGUCGACCCUAGCACCGCUCGCGUGAAGCUCCAGCAGAUCGGCACUGGUACCUCUGCUCUGACUGAACUGAUGAGUGCAUUCCGUGCAUUCCACCUCAACAAAGCAAACGAGACACCCCUCCCGGGCCCACCCAAGGCGGGUGAUUUCGUUGCCGCUAAGUUCACCGAAGACGGUGACUGGUACCGCGCUAAGGUGCGCCGCAACGACCGUGAGAAGCAGCAAGCAGAGGUUGUGUACAUCGACUUCGGCAACUCUGAGGUUCUGCCCUGGUCCCGUCUUCGACCUCUUUCUCAACCCCAGUUCUCCGUUCAGAAGCUCCGUCCCCAAGCCGCAGACGCCGUGCUUUCGUUCCUUCAGUUCCCUGUUUCUCCUGACUACCUCCAGGACGCUGUCAGCUUCCUCGAAGAACAGACCUACGGCCGGGAACUUGUUGCCAAUGUGGAUUUCAUCUCCUCUGAAGGAACAAUGCACGUUACCCUGCUCGACCCCUCAGAGUCCAAGAAUCUCGACCACAGCAUUAACGCUGAGGUGGUUCGCGAGGGUCUGGCCAUGGUCCCUCGCAAACUGAAAGCCUGGGAACGUGCCGCCGGCGAAACCCUUUCACAUCUCCGUACCCAGGAGGGCGAAGCUAAGCAAGAGCGACGUGGUAUGUGGGAGUAUGGCGACUUGACUGAGGAUUAA
This is a messenger RNA of Aspergillus ochraceoroseus IBT 24754, 2655 nucleotides long. RefSeq names its product putative transcription factor (Snd1/p100). Gene Ontology annotation, cellular component: nucleus; cytosol; RISC complex. The transcript is spliced from 2 exons. The record is from RefSeq and is a predicted model, not a curated record. Bases 1 to 2655 code for a protein of 884 amino acids. Gene Ontology annotation, molecular function: nuclease activity; RNA binding. Lineage: Eukaryota; Fungi; Ascomycota; Eurotiomycetes; Eurotiales; Aspergillaceae. Gene Ontology annotation, biological process: regulatory ncRNA-mediated gene silencing; mRNA catabolic process.